UCGCCGGAGCCCCUGUCUACUUCACCCGCCUCACUUUCGCUACGACCACCUGUUCUGGAUGGCUCUUUGCAAAUGGAAGCUACAGCUCUAUCGACAAUACCAUCUCUGAAUCCGUUUUCAAUGAGUUUGCAGAGCACACAACUGGAAGACCCAUCUUUCGCCUUGACCAUGGAAGAUAUGGAGCUAAUCAAGCAGCAUCUCAAAGCGAAUGGAACUUUCAACGAGUCCCAAGAAGUAGGUAUGGCUCAACAGUGCGAUCGAUCGUGCCUGGCGGAUAAGUUGAGAUGUUUCCUCGAGAAAUUUCGAUGA
Molecule: messenger RNA, 309 nt
Organism: Cylicostephanus goldi
Lineage: Eukaryota; Metazoa; Nematoda; Chromadorea; Rhabditida; Strongylidae
Source: the annotation of a GenBank genome assembly